ACUCGGGAGGGUUGGUACGUCUGUCAGUCAGCUGUAGUAGAGAGGGGGAAGAUGUCGAAUUCCUCUUCCUUUUCCUCUUUUUUCCGUGUUUUUACGCCGCGCAGGUGAAGGAAAUCAAGAGGAACAAGAGGCGAGGUGUCCAUGGAAGAGGUAGACAAGAGGACAUAAAGAGAGAGAGGACGGGACGGCUGUAAUAAGGCGUUGAAGUAUUACUAUGUUCUUAUAAUGAUGGAAGGAGAGAACAAUUUUUUGGACACUCAGUACAAUGGGGCCAGGUUGUCGGGGCAGGGAGCAGGCAUGCCUCGAUCACCCAGGGCAGAGAAGGCCCGGGAGAAAAGGUCAGACCGGGACUUCAUCUUCGGGAAACUCAUCGGGGAAGGGAGCUUUUCAAGUGUCUACCUGGCAAAGGACAUUCACACUAGUCAGGAGUAUGCAGUCAAGGUAUGCGACAAGGAACACAUCCGGAGGGAGAGGAAGGUCCAGCAGAUCAUCCGAGAGAAGGACGUCAUGAACAUCCUCAAUGAUCGAUGGUGCGUGACGGCCCCCUUCUUCGUCAAGCUGUCCUAUGCCUUCCAGGACGUCGCCAAGCUUUAUUUCGUGAUGACCUAUUGCAAAAAUGGCGAGCUUCUCAACCUCAUUCAGCGGGUUGGCAAUUUUGACCGCGAGGGUGCCCGCUUCUACGCUGCCGAGAUGGUGCGCGCCCUGGAACACCUGCACUCCCUAAGCAUCAUUCACAGGGACUUGAAACCAGAGAACAUCUUGCUUGACGAACAAAUGCACAUCAAAAUUACAGACUUCGGUUGCGCCAAGAUCCUGUCCGCCGAGGAAGUGGAAGAGGCAACCGGACCAGAGGAGCCGGCCAGAGGAGGAGGAGGAGGAGGAGGCGGCCGCAAGAGCAGUUUCGUCGGCACAGCGCAGUACGUUUCGCCCGAGCUUCUGAGCGGAAAACCGUGCGGCCCAAUGGCGGACAUCUGGGCCCUCGGGUGUAUUCUCUACCAAAUGGUGUCCGGGCUGCCCCCCUUCAGAUCAAAGAGCGAGUAUUUCAUCUACCAGAAGAUUCAGAAACUUGAAUAUGAGUUUCCACCGGGCUUCUGCAACGAUUCGCGGGACCUGGUGACCAAGCUUCUGGUCAUCGAGCCGGAGCAGAGGCUUGGCGCACAUGACCCCCCCGGAAGGUACACAGCGCUAAGGUCACACCCCCUCUUCAGUGACCUUGACCUUGAUGACAUGCAGAACAGGAAGCCCCCCAAGAUUGCCCCCUUCCUCUCACAGGGGGAUGAGGAGAUCCACUGGGACAAGAACCUUCCCGGCCUGAACUCCAUUGAACUUCAGCUUGAACUUGGCCUGGCUCUGAGGGACACUGUGGAAGAGGAGGAGGAGGAGGGGAAGAACGCCUCCUCUCCCUCCUCCUCCUCCUCCUCCUCCUUCUCCAAGAAUAUGGGGAAGAAGCGGAGGAACCUGGCGGAUGUAUCGGAGGAGGAGCGAGUCUUGCGGAUGGUGGAGCAGAAGACGAACAAGUGGAACAAAUUUGUGGAGGGGAACCUCAUCCUGAAGCAGGGGCUCAUGGACAAGCGGAAGGGGCUGUUCCCACGGCGACGUAUGUUCCUGCUGACCAGUGGACCGCACCUGUAUUACAUCGACCCGGUUAACCUGGUCCUGAAGGGUCAGAUUCCCUGGUCUUCCACGCUGGCCACCGAGGCGAAGAACUUCAAAACAUUCUUCGUGCACACUCCCAACAGGACCUACUACCUUGAAGAGCCUAAUGGAUUUGCCCUCGAAUGGUGCAAGGCGAUUGAAGAGGUCAAGGCCUUCUACUUCCCUACUUCUACUACUACUACUACUACUACUACUACCACUGGGGCGAGAACCUGAUGGGAUUGUGGUAGUUGUGGUAGUGUGUGUGUGUGUGUGUGUGUGUGUGUCUGUGUGUGUGUGUGUGUCUGUGUUUGUGUGUCUGUCUGUGUGUGUGUGUGUGUGUGUGUGUGUUCGAUCUUUCUUCCUCUCUCUCUCUGUCUCUCUCUCUCUCUCUCUCUCUCUCUCUCUCUCUCUCUCUCUCUCUCGCUCGCUCUCUCUUCUUCUUCCUCCUCUUUUUCUAGUUGAUAUGUAAGUUAAUGUUAAAAUCCUCCUCCUCCUCUUCCUCCUCCUCCUCCUCCUCCCCCUCCUCCUCCUCCUCUUCCUCCAGGCCCUGGUUGGCUUUGAGAAGGAAGAAGAACUGUGAUUUGUGUGUGUGUGUGUGUGUGUGUGUGUGUGUGUGUGUGUGUGUGUUUUGUUUGUUUUUGUGUGUUUCUCUCUCUCUCUCUCUCUCUCUCUCUCUCUCUCUCUCUCUCUCUCUCUCUCUCUCUCUCUCUUAGUCAGUGGAAGUGAGUAAUGAUUUUUUUUAUUAUUAUUAUUAUUAUUGUUAUUUCCAUGUGUGUGUGUGUGUGUGUGUGCGUGCGUGCAUGUGCGUAGUCAAGAGACGCGUACAUACCUACAUGCGUACAUAAUAAAUAUAUAUAACCGCGUACAUAGCGACGAAAUAGACAAGACUUUAGUACACAUGAGAUUGCGCGCACAUGAGUGAAUGGAAAAGCGUACAUGACCGUGUGUGUGUGUGUGUGUGUGUGUGUGUGUGUGUGUGUGUGUGUGUAAAGUAGAAAAAUAAAAAUAGAAAAAAUAUGAUGAUUUAUUUUUGUAUUUAUAUCUUUAUUUAAAAACUCUCUCUCUCUCUCUCUCUCUCUCUCUCUCUCUCUCUCAUUGAAGCUUGAGAGAGAGAGAGAGAGAGAGAACACCUAUGCAAAACAAACAUGAUCAUUGAAAUAUAAAAAAAACUAUUAUUAUUAUUAUUAUUAUUAUUAUUAUUAUUAUUAUUAUUAUUAUUAUUAUUAUUAUUAUUAUUAUUAUUAUUAUUAUUAUUAUUAUUAUUAUUAUUAUUAUUAUUAUCAUCAUCGUCGGUGUUUGUGUGUUCGUUUGUUUGUUAUUUAAGCGGCGGGCGUCUGUGUCUGUCUGUGUGUCUGGUGUUUCAUUCUCUUUAUUAUUAAGUUAGAAGAAAUAACGUUAAAUAAAGAUGUGAAGAAUA
This is a messenger RNA of Eriocheir sinensis (Chinese mitten crab), 3055 nucleotides long. RefSeq names its product 3-phosphoinositide-dependent protein kinase 1-like. Gene Ontology annotation, molecular function: protein serine/threonine kinase activity; ATP binding. The transcript has 15 exons. NCBI's taxonomy places the organism in Eukaryota, Metazoa, Arthropoda, Malacostraca, Decapoda, Varunidae. The record is from RefSeq and is a predicted model, not a curated record. The coding region runs from base 226 to 1872 and encodes 548 amino acids. Gene Ontology annotation, biological process: peptidyl-serine phosphorylation; intracellular signal transduction.